AUGCUAAACUCUAGCGUCGGGCUGUGGGCUUCCAACCGUUUUUCCCACGGUGACAUUGGUCAGGCCUCAUUCCGUCCAGCGGGAUCGGCCAGCCUUGCGGAGAACAGAGCUCUGGCAGCGGGUGGGAUGGCACCUUGCCUACCUGAGGUUGUUUCCUUCCACCUGCAGUCCUUCACACUGCGAUUUUUUCGACUUUUCCUCCCACGCGGCCCUCCAGGCUCCACCACGUCCAGCCACCAACCACAUCUCGGUGCUCAUGGCCUCAAGGUUCAACGUUCCUCCUGCAUCCUCUCUCACCUCGCCUUUCUCCUACUGCUGAAUCGACACCCUUCCGACCUCUCCAGCCCAGCACCAGAGGAAAAUAAGCUCCCGUCUCAGAGAUUUCUGUCUCCCCCGAGUUGCCUCUUCCAUCUGCUGUCACAACGCACUCACUCACCCAUUCAUACCUUACUCGGUACUCAUUCCGCCGCCCAACCCCAUCGGAGAUUCCCCCGUGCCUGCAGCCUCUUUGCUUUUGCGCCUGCUUCCUUCCUUCCAUUCCCACCCCGCCUUCCUGCCACUCUGGAUAUCUGCUCUUACCCUCUCAUUUGGACCUCCAAACAAACCAACCAACCCAGCCCUUGCCUCGUCAACCUCACACAAGCUUCUUCUGCCCGUUUCGCGCAAGCCUUGCCAUCUUCGACAUCAGCAAGCUUCCACAGCUGUCGUCGCAUCGCCCACUCGCAUCUUCAGGCCACCCCCGAGUUCCAGGCUACUGCCGCCGACCUCUCGCCCUACUGUCCAUCUCCCCUCCACUCCGCCGCUCCAGCCGUUGUACCUGCUCUCCAGGAUACUGCUGAUAUCCUUGAUGCAAUGACCGCCCACACUAAUGGAGUCGCUCAAGGCGACCUAGAAGCACCUGCACGUGCACCAAUUUCGACCGAGUCGUAUGCGCAAGCUGCCGCGGACAACGCAGACGCCGAAGACGACGUCGACAGCCUGGACGAUGCCUACGGCGAGGAAGAGGAGACACACACGGACAAGGUUCAGGAACAGCAGGUGGAGCCAGAUGCCGGCGAGGAUGAUUAUCUCAAGAUCUUCGACUCUCCUCCUCGGGACGCGGAUCAAGAUGGCGCGGAAGAGGAUGAUGUAUCAAAGGCACCAGAAUCCAUUCACAAUUCCGCCGCUCCUGAUUCUUUGACAAGCCCUUCGCAAGUGGCCCCCUCCACCGUCGCUGCCGCUGAUUCCUCGUCGGCCACUGCUACUGCUGCAGAACACUCAGCCAAAUCCGCGCCUUCCCAACCAGCUGCCGCCCACCAAGGAGCUGAUUCAAGCGCGCCUCAUUCGACUGCCAACGACGCCUCCUUCAACGCACGCAAUGACAAUGCUCCCGAGGAUGACCCCGCCGUUGAUAUCUCUCGCCUUGUUGCUGAGAUGACAGGCCAGGCGAGCGAGUCCAGCAACAACCAAUCUCCCACUGGCUCUACUCAGAACCAUGAUGCUCAGCCAUCGUCCAACUUGACCUCGUCUGCGUCUGCCACUCUUCCUCCCAGACCUCCGUUGCCUCAACAGGCGGCUCCCACAUAUCCAUCUGAAGACUAUCGAGGCUUCCCUCCUCAGACCGCUGCUUCUCAUGUCUCUUCCAACAUGAUUGCUCCGCCCACGUCAGGUCAACCAUCUGCUUACGUAGCUACGGGUGCUCCCGGUGCCCCUAGUACCGCAUCCGACGUCUAUGGCAGCCUCCCACCUCCACCCGCCAACGGUUUGAACGCGGCCAUGUCCAUCACUUCAAUGAACGCGCCUCCCUAUCCCAUCCCUGGCGGCUACCCGGCCGGCCCGACGGACGAUACUGCUGACCGCCAGAAGCUUUGGGACACUUUCGUAAACGACGAGCGCCGUUACAUGGCUGAUGCCAAAUGGGAUAAAUUCCCCGAUGGCUCACGCAUCUUCAUUGGUUCGCGCUCUCUCUCAUCAGGCAGACCCGACGGCGCCAUUGACUUCUUUUCAGGCAACCUGUCGAGCGAACGCGUUUCCAAGCGGGAUGUCUUUGAUAUCUUCCACAGAUACGGCCGUCUCGCCCAGAUCUCACUCAAGUCCGCCUAUGGCUUCGUCCAAUAUCACAACCUCGAAGAUGCCCAAGCUGCCAUGGACAGCCUGCAGGGCAGCGAAAUCAAGGGUCGCAAGAUUCAUCUGGAAAUCUCACGCGCCCAAAAGAAAAAGGACGGCAACGAGAGGAACCGCUCGCCAGACCGUGGCGGUCGUGGAGGCCGACAGUCAGGACGUCAAGAUCGUCAUGACGGAGCCAACUCACACCAUGACAACCGUCGUAACCGCGAUGAUUACAGGCCGGGACGUAACAGCCCUCCCCGACGUGGCCAUGGCCGUGAGGAUAGUCACGGUCGGGAUCGUUACCAGCAGGACUCUCAUGACCACUCCCGCGGUCGUUCGCGGUCCCCGCAGGGAUAUGCCCGCCACAACGAUGGAUACCGCCGGCGUAGCCCCAGCCCGCCUGCGGCUUAUGGUCGUCCUUCUGCAGCCGACGACCGCCUCGACAUUCCUCGCCGCUACGGCAAUCAGGUUCCUGACGUUCAAUUCUUGCUCCUCCAGGAUCUUAGCCGCGACUUCAUAACCUGGGUUCAGCGCGGUUUCACCGAUCGCGGCCUGAAGGUUGACGUCAUGUUCCUCCACCCAAGUUUCCCUCGUGAGGCUAUUGUCCAACGCCAAGUCAUCGAAGGCGUACACGCCAUUGUCGAUCUCGACAUACAGACACAGAACAUGGGUAAGAUCCCGCUCCGAGUCUUUGACCGCUCCGGAGGCGUCAGUGCCCGAUACGACGAUUACCGAGACAUCGAUCCGCCGAUCGCGGCAGAGCUCGUCCUCCGGGCCAAGUCACAAGCUGUGCCGGCGGCACCUUAUCAGAGUGCCCCGCCUCCCCAGCCUCAGUACCCGGGCUACGGACAGCCUUAUGGAGGGCAGCCCGUACAUCCUCAGGCACCUGCUUAUCACGGAGGCCAGGGGCCGCCACGGGGGCCUCCUGUCCAACAACCUCAACCACCAGCGGGAGUGCCAGCCGACCUCGCCAGCAUGAUGAGUGGUAUUGAUAAUGCGACCUUGCAACGGUUGCUGGUUAGUUUGAACCCACAGGGUGGACCGGCGGCUGUCAACAAUGCUGCCGGUGCUGCAAACGCCCAGCUGCAAGCCCUUAUGGGUGGUCUUCAGCAAGCGCCGCCUGCGGCACCAACGCAGCCUGCCUCGUAUGGCGGACAGGCCUUUGCUCCGAAUGGCGCCCCACCCCCGAAUGGCCCGAACGGCCACCCUCCUGCAACUGGCACCGGUGAUUCCGCAGUGCAGGUUCAGAAUAUCAUGGCACAGCUUGCCAGAUAUCGGCAGUAA
This is a messenger RNA of Colletotrichum lupini, 3372 nucleotides long. RefSeq names its product RNA recognition domain-containing protein. Lineage: Eukaryota; Fungi; Ascomycota; Sordariomycetes; Glomerellales; Glomerellaceae. Gene Ontology annotation, molecular function: RNA binding. Bases 1 to 3372 code for a protein of 1123 amino acids. The transcript has 6 exons. The record is from RefSeq and is a predicted model, not a curated record.